AUGACAGACUCCAGCACAGCCAAGGCGGAAGCGCCUCACCAAUAUCCAUCCAAUCAGAAGCGAAUCCUCAUCAUGCUGGCUCUCUACAUGGCAAUCUUCCUUGUAACACUGGACCAAAACAUUCUUGCAACCGCCAUCCCUCGCAUCACAGACGAAUUCAACUCCCUCAACGACGUCGGCUGGUAUGGCACCGCCUACCUCCUCACCAUGUGCAGCUUCCAGCUCAUGAUGGGAAAGGUCUACAAGUUUUACCCAGCAAAGCCCGUCUUCCUCUCCGGCAUCAUCCUCUUCGAAGUCGGCUCGGCAAUUUGCGGCGCGGCUCCGAGCUCAGAUGCCUUCAUCGUCGGCCGUGCGAUUGCGGGACUGGGAUCGUCGGGCAUGUUCUCUGGACUCAUGGUCAUCAUGUUUAACAUCAUUCCCCUGCAGCAGCGACCGCUAUACCAGGGCUUCUUUGGAGCCGUCUUUGCGGUCGCAUCCGUCAUUGGCCCCAUCAUUGGAGGGACAUUCACGGAUAAAGUGACGUGGCGAUGGUGCUUCUACAUCAACCUGCCGAUAGGGGGCGUCUCCCUGAUCGUGACCUUCCUCAUCCUGCAUCUGCCCAACCAAAAGCUCGAUCCAGCAGCAGAGGGAUGGCUGGCCAAGAUCCAGCAGCUCGACCCCAUCGGCAACCUCGCCUUCUUCCCGGGCAUCGUGUGCCUGGUCCUGGCCCUUCAGUGGGGAGGCACCGAGUAUCCCUGGGACAGCGCCCGCAUCAUCGUCCUCCUGGUCCUCUGCGGAGUCUUUGUUCUCAUCUUCAUCGGCAUCCAGGUGUGGAAGGGAGAAGAGGCGACUCUACCUCCUCGCAUCAUGAAGCAGCGCAGUAUUGCGGCUGUGGUCUGGUUCGGCUUCUUCAAUGGAGGUAGCAUGAUGGUCGCCAUGUAUUAUCUUCCCAUCUGGUUCCAGGCUAUCAAGGGCGUCAGCGCCAUCGACUCCGGCAUCUCGCUGCUUCCCAUGGUUCUUGCGACAGUCGUCGGCUCACUGUCCUCCGGCGUCAUCAUCUCCAGAAUCGGCUACUACACUCCCUUCUUCUAUCUCAGCACGGCCUUGGCAGCCAUUGGCGGAGGACUCUUGUCAAUGCUUGAGCCGGGAACGGGACACUCAAAGUGGAUUGCGUAUCAGUUCCUAUUCGGCCUCGGCCUCGGCUUUGGAGCGCAGCAGGCGUUGAACGUUGUCCAGACCGUUCUUGAGAGGUCGGACAUUGCCACUGGAUCUGCCCUCGUCAUGUUCACUCGAUUUCUCGGGUCGGCCAUCUUCCUGCCAGUCGCACAGAGCGUCUUUCUCAGCACUUUGGUCAAGAAGGUGUCAAACAUCUCCAGUAUCGAUCCAAGCAAGGUUGUUACUGCGGGCGCGACCGACCUGAAGAACCUUGUUCCCGCAGAUGAUCUCGAGACGCUGCUGUGGGACUACAACGAUUCCAUCAUGCCAGUCUUUUAUCUCGUGGCAGCACUGUCGUCAGCAACAAUCUUUGGAAGCGUAUUUGUUGAGUGGAAGAGCCUGAAAAAGCGUGCAGCCAAGGAUGCCGGUAUCACCAAAGAGGGCGGUGUAACCGAGGUGGCAUGA
Molecule: messenger RNA, 1599 nt
Organism: Trichoderma reesei QM6a
Lineage: Eukaryota; Fungi; Ascomycota; Sordariomycetes; Hypocreales; Hypocreaceae
Exons: 2
Coding region: 1-1599 (532 amino acids)
Biological process (GO): transmembrane transport
Molecular function (GO): transmembrane transporter activity
Source: RefSeq, a predicted model, not a curated record